This is a messenger RNA of Raphanus sativus (radish), 1513 nucleotides long. RefSeq names its product auxin-responsive protein IAA9. NCBI's taxonomy places the organism in Eukaryota, Viridiplantae, Streptophyta, Magnoliopsida, Brassicales, Brassicaceae. Gene Ontology annotation, biological process: regulation of DNA-templated transcription. The transcript has 6 exons. Gene Ontology annotation, molecular function: protein binding. The record is from RefSeq and is a predicted model, not a curated record. Gene Ontology annotation, cellular component: nucleus. Bases 208 to 1194 code for a protein of 328 amino acids.
ACGAGUUUUGAGGUGUGAUGAUAAUAAAGCUUUUGUGCUUUAAUGGAAGGAACUUAACACCUCUCUCUCUCUCUCUACAGCUCCUUGAUUAUUCUCCCUCUCUGGUAAUAUCUGAAUCUAAUCGAUCUUCUUCUUCUUCGCGAGCUCCAUUUUCAACCAGCGAUUCGUUUUCUCUCUGAGUUGAAGAAACAACCAUAAGAUUUCAAAAUGUCACCGGAAGAGAAGCUACAGAGCAACGUCUCUGAUGGAGGACUCAAGGAGCAUAACUACUUGGGUCUCUCUGAUUGUUCCUCUGUUGGAAGCUCAAAUCUCUCCGGCCUUGCAGAUGAUGACAAAGCCACUAUCAGCCUCAAGGCCACUGAGCUCACACUCGGCCUGCCUGGAUCGCAGUCUCCUGCUCGAGACAACACUGAGCUCAACUUACUUGGCCCGGCUAAGCUCGAUGAGAAACCUUUCUUUCCUUUGCUUCCUUCCAAGGAUGAGAUCAGCUGCUCCUCUUCGCAGAAGAACCUUGCCUCGGGGAACAAAAGAGGCUUCUCUGACACUAUGGAUAAGUUCUCUGAAGCUAAAGUCUCUGUUUAUGCUGAGAAAAACUGGAUGUUUCCUGAAGCGGUGGUAGCCAACCAAUCUGUUGUAAAGAAGGAAGUGCCACAGAACAUACCUAAAGGAAAGCAGAGCACUACAAACAAUAGCUCUAGCCCACCUGCGGCCAAGGCGCAGAUUGUUGGGUGGCCUCCAGUGAGAUCCUACAGGAAGAACACAUUGGCCACCACUUGUAAGAACAGUGAUGAAGUUGAUGGGAAGCCAGGUUCUGGGCCCCUCUUUGUGAAGGUCAGUAUGGAUGGUGCUCCAUAUCUGAGGAAAGUUGACCUGAGGAGCUACAACAACUAUGGGGAGCUUUCUUCAGCCUUGGAGAAAAUGUUCAGCACUUUCACUCUUGGUCAACCUGGAUCUAGCGGAGCUACAGGGAAAGAUGUGCGUAAUGAGACCAGACUCAAGGAUCUUCUGAAUGGAAAGGACUAUGUGCUCACCUAUGAGGACAAGGAUGGGGACUGGAUGCUUGUUGGCGAUUUCUCAUGGGAGAUAUUUAUUGGUGUCUGCAAGAAGCUCAAGAUAAUGAAAGGCUCUGAUGCCAUUGGGUUAGCUGCAGCUCCAGCACCAAGAACUAUGGAGAAAUCGAAGAUGAGAGCUUAAAAGACUUCGUUGGAAAAUGAUUCAGAAGCUUUCUAAUUAUUACUAAAUAUGUGCAAUUCCCUUUUGGUGGUGUUUUAAAUCAAAGCAUUCUACAUCUUUAGCUUCUGAGAUAAUUAUUAUUAAGAAGAAAAAAAAAAGACUUCGUUUGUAAGGAAAUGAAGAAGAAUUUAAAUUAUCUGUUUUCUUUUUUUUGUUUUUGUUGCUUCUUGCUUUAGUCGAACCAAGUAACUCUGGAGUCUGGUCUAUGUUUGGUUUUUGAUUUCUAUGUGUGGUUGACUUUUAUAUUUGAGGAUAUUCGAUGUAAUGUUCUUUUGCUCUC